This is a messenger RNA of Priapulus caudatus, 1106 nucleotides long. RefSeq lists its product as uncharacterized. The transcript has 3 exons. Bases 87 to 1106 code for a protein of 339 amino acids. The record is from RefSeq and is a predicted model, not a curated record. NCBI's taxonomy places the organism in Eukaryota, Metazoa, Priapulida, Priapulimorpha, Priapulimorphida, Priapulidae.
CAACUUCUACUAGUACUUCUUCAAACAUUCACACCCAGACAACGAGUCCAUCUGAAAUUUCACAAGAUUCGGCCCUAAAUUUCACAAUGACGAGUGGAUCCAGUGGAAUCUCCGAUGAUAGCUUGGAUCUUAGCACGAAGUUCAUACAGGCAGACGUCACUUCGACACCCGAAGCACCUAGCACGACCAUUUCCAAAAGCACUAUCACACUUUCUACCGGUAAAUUUGAGGAUGGAAGUACAAAUUUCGUCCGAAAUGAUUUCCCUAUUAGCACCCAGCAACAAGAUGCAUAUUAUACUCUAACAACACAUUCCACUCCUACCAGUCAAGGUAGAAGAAAAAUAAACACGGCAUUCCCAACAAUUUCACUAACGAGAAUAGUUAGAUCUACUGCUGCUGAUGACGUCACCGGUGACUACGCUGCAGACGAUACAUCAACUGUAAACGACACGAGAUACCAAACGACUAAAGACAGUCAAGAGGAAACUGCAACUUCGACAAGCAUAGGCGCGAAUGGCACUUUCGGCAUGAAUUAUAACAACACUAGCACGCGUUCAACACCAGCUUAUACCAUUUGCAGUCCAAGGUCACUGUCCGUAUGCUACGAGAAAAUCGUUAAAAGAGCUGAUGUAGCACUGGAGUACGCCAUUCAGAUGAAAAAAUGUUUGGCUUCUCUGAGGUUCAGCCAACAAAUCAUGAACGUGACGGUACGGUCGACUGUAUUGCCCCCAGAGCCCGGAGAAGUCAACACGACACUGCUCAACCACCUGAACGUGAGUGUCGAGCAGCAGACGAUCGUCGCGGCGCUGCAGAUCUACGACGCGCACCUGACGAUCCUCAAGGACACGCGCUGUGCCGCUAUCAGCUUCAACAUGCUGCUCACCGAGCUGCGUCGCCUCAUUCGCAACGUCGAGAUGUCGAUGGCGGCGUCAGGGGACGCGGCGCUGCCGGUGUCCGACGCCCGAACGCCACUCGACGCCUACGUCGGCAUGGUCAACCCGAGUCGUCGCGACAUGCGUGACUACCUCACCGUGAAGCGCUACAUCGGCUGGCUGCUGUACACGAAGCAAGUGUACGAGAGCCUGGUGAUUGGCACCUAUGUAUGA